Molecule: messenger RNA, 1478 nt
Organism: Rhizopus microsporus ATCC 52813
Lineage: Eukaryota; Fungi; Mucoromycota; Mucoromycetes; Mucorales; Rhizopodaceae
Product: WD40 repeat-like protein
Exons: 8
Coding region: 158-1369 (403 amino acids)
Biological process (GO): nucleophagy; autophagy of mitochondrion; protein localization to phagophore assembly site
Cellular component (GO): phagophore assembly site membrane; cytosol; extrinsic component of membrane
Molecular function (GO): phosphatidylinositol-3-phosphate binding; phosphatidylinositol-3,5-bisphosphate binding; protein binding
Source: RefSeq, a predicted model, not a curated record
AUUCUGAUUCGAAAAGAAAAUACCAACAUCAUCAUUAUUCUAUCCAAUCAAAAUAUUCUGGGGUGAUUUAAGCGAGUGCGAUUUGUCAACACCGUUCAUCAAUGCACCAGACUGUACCUUUUUUUUUCCUUCCCACACGACGCAAUAAAUAAAGAGAAUGAACCUUGGAGAUAAAAGCACUAAUGAGAUCCUUUUUUUAAACUUCAAUCAAGACUUUAGCUGUAUAUCAGUCGGAACUGAAAGAGGCUAUAGGAUAUACAACUGUGAUCCCUUUGGAAAAUGUUAUUCAAAACAAUCAGGAGGAACAGGUAUUGUAGAAAUGCUUUUUUGUACUUCACUUGUUGCCUUGGUAGGCGCUGGUGAAUGUCCUGCUCUCUCACCAAGACAACUACAGAUUAUAAAUACAAAAAGGCAAACAACUAUCUGUGAAUUAUCUUUUCCUACUGCUAUCCUGGCUGUAAAGAUGAACAGGAGGAGACUGAUUGUAGUAUUGGAAGAGCAGAUCUUUCUAUAUGAUAUCAGCAACAUGAAACUGCUUCAUACCAUCGAGACCAACCCCAAUCCAAAUGCCAUCUGUGCCUUAUCGCCUUCUAGUGAAAACUGCUUUAUUGCUUAUCCUGCACGUUCUUCUACUUCACCUUUUUCUCCAACUAGCCAAUCUUCCAACACGCUCUAUGUAUCUGGAGAUGUAGAGUUGUUUGACGCUCUUGGUCCACAAACGACAAACAUUGUUCAAGCACACAAGAGUCCUGUCAGCUGUCUGUCAAUGAACUCUGAGGGUACUUUACUUGCUACAGCAAGUGAAAAGGGAACCGUGAUUAGAAUAUUUUCGACACUGGAUGCAACCAAAGUUUAUCAGUUCAGACGAGGAUCGUAUCCUGCAAAAAUUUAUUCCAUGUCAUUUAACCUAGUCAGUUCUCUUUUAUGUGUUUCCAGUGACACAGAAACUGUCCAUAUCUUCAAGUUGGCGGCAAACGGAAACAGUCCCGGCGCGGUUCAUAAUCAUGUAUCAUAUGAGAAGGAAUUACAAGAGAAAGAAGUGAAUGGAAGAGGUUCUAGUGUUGGUCAAAUGCUUCGACGUUCUUCUAUGCACUUGGGUCGUAAUUUAGCUGGAAGUGUUGGAUCUUAUUUACCCGAUGUUAUCACCGAGAUGUGGGAGCCUACUCGAGAUUUUGCUCAACUCAAGUUACCAAGUGCGGGUAUAAGAAGUUUAGUGGCAUUAAGCAGUACUACGCCACAAGUCAUGGUUGUCACAUCCGAGGGUUACUUUUAUCAAUACAAUAUUGACUUGGAGAAUGGUGGUGAAUGUGUCUUACUCAAACAAUACAGCUUGCUGGAAUCUUCUGAUGAUAAUGUUUGUUCUGAAUAAUAAUAAAAACGUCUGCAGUUAUUCGCGCACAAGAUCAACAACUCUAAUGAUUUUGAUCAUCAGUCCUUUAUUAUUAAAAAGACAAUGAGUUCUGUCUCUUUGAGAGACA